UACACACUUGAGAGCCAGUGUCAGCUGUAUGUAAACAAUAACAAACCAACAGCAGCGAAACAAAAUUACGAAAAUUCCCGAUUUUCUCAUAUUGUAAAACACAAUUGGGGUCAGAAAUUUAUUCCAAAUUCGUAAUUACUGUAUUAACUAGCUUCCCUCAUUUCGCUGUUUAGUUUUGUAACUGACGUUUGGAAAACCGAAAACGUGAUUCAUCAAAUGCAGGCAGCGUGUGUAUCAACAGCACGGCGUACUCAUGUUUCAGUAUACUGUGCAAUACCUCCAGUGUCGCUAUAUGACGCAACGGUAUGCUCAUUGCGAUAUUCAAUGCAAUACCUUCGAUAUAAAGUACACCGCGGACCAUCGAGUGCAGUUCAGUUGUCAAUGGCCGGUGAUUUUCGACGGAGUUGGUGUUUCACGGUGUAACUUACCAAAGUAACAACGAUGGAUAAAAGGAAACUAAACAAAAGCAACUUUAAGGACGAUCCACUGCAUUGGUGUGCGGCAAACAAUUGGCCAAAGGAGGUUCACAAAUGUUUGGAAAAAGGUGAUAAUCCUUACCGUCCCAACAAGGAUGGGCUUUCUCCUAUGCAUGCUGCGAUUGCACACAAUGCAUAUUUAGCAGUAAACAUAUUGCUAGAACAAUACACAUCACACCUAGCAAUCGUAAAAGAGCACAUGGAGAAAAGGUUCCUGUGGAAAAAGGAAAAUUGCAGCUGGAAAAAACGACCCAUCCUGAUCGCCUGCACGGCAGAGGAACGUGGGCAAGUGCAACUGGUGGCUAGUUCCUGUCCAUCGGCUAUCCCAUUCAAUGUGCAAGUGUUCGUGUUUUUUCUAACUCCACACUACGGCAGUCAACUGGUCGCACUUGACGUGUGUUCCGCGCAAAAGCAAUCUGCUGUGCUGCAGUGCAUAAAUAUGCUACUACCUAAUGGUGUUUUGUCGGUGGACAGAACCGAUCCACGAAAAGAUAGCAUGACCUACCUGCAGACAGCUUGCCUAUACGAACGUGUAGAAAAGUUUAGAACUCUACUAGAACAUGGUUCACAACUUUCCGCUACGGGAGACGGUGAAAGUAUUCCGCUAAUGACAGCCUGUCGGACUAUGAAGCUGGAUAUCGUAAAACUACUGCUAACGAAAUACGUAAACCAUUACGACCCUACCGUUGUGGACAAUCAGCAGAAAAAUGCGUUUCACAUCAGCUUGGAAAAAAAUAAUCCAAAGCUAACAGAUUACGUGCUGAAGGCGCUGAUAAAGUAUCGGACGGCAAGAUUCGGUGAAACGGAGUCGGAAGCGUUUAAUCGAAUUUUUCCAUACAAAUGUGAGGAAUAUAAUUACAUGACCACAUGGUCACUUAUUAGGCCAAAUUUGAAGGAGAUGUGUGGCCGAUAUGUACUGCAAUAUCGACUCGAUCUGUCGCACUGCAACGGCGAGCGCCUGAACGUCGUAGAAUUGCUCUCGAGAAAGAUAGCACUUGAUUACUGUUUUGAGGAAAUUCGUCGUAAUCCGGACAUUUUAAAAUUGAAAGAAGAAGACGAAACGACCGUGCUCCAUCAUCUCUUUAAGCACAACCACCUAGAUUUGAUCCAGGAGCUUUAUGACCAGCAUCCUACCGUGCGAGUAUUUUUCGAAACCAAAGCAGCCUUUGAAGUUCUUCGUGUUACUUUAACCCAUCGGCAGGUAGAUAGACUUAUCUUAAUACUAGAACAUCAUAAAGAGUAUCUACGUUCUAAACCCGACGAACUGGAGGAAUAUGCCAUCGGUCAAACUUGGUUCGAUAGAUCCGUGUACAGAGAACCAUUUGCACUGUUAGCUGCUGCAUUCCCAGAGAAGGAGGAUGUAAUUAACGACACCAUUGCACAAGCGACUAAACUGCAACAAAAGAAAUCUUUUACGGAUAGAUUUAAUGCACUGAACAAGUUGUUCGAACCCGAAUUUGCCUCAUUGAAAGAGGAAGGUGUACUGUUGGAGAAUCUGGUAGACGAGCAUGAAAGGAACGUUCUGCAUCAAGCAGUGGAAUGGGAUGAGCUAGCUUUGAUCAAGAAUCUACUCAACUGUGGAAUCGAUCUUAACCGAAAAGAUGGCGAAGGCAAUUUGCCCAUCUUUUUCGUCCGAAGUAUAGCUGCGCUCGAUAUGCUUUACGAUAAAACGCCCGUGGAUGCAACGAUCACCAACGAUACCGGGUACAACUUGCUCCAUCACAGUAGCCGUCUCGGAAGCCACGUUGGCGAAGCGAUACAGACGAAACUGUUGCAGCUAGGGUUUGAUGUAAACCAACCAACGCACGAUGGUAAUGUGCCUUUAUCGCUUGCCGGCUGCUGCUCUACGGUACGGUUUCUGCUCAAACACGGCGCAAAUGUGGAGCUCAUUAAUGGGAGCGCAUUGGUGAACACACUGUACCGCAAACAGCACUGUGCGGGUUGGGCAUUGAUACUGAAAAUCGCACACCUACCCUGGUUCGAGGAGAUUGCACACGUGUUCCUGCCCUGGUUGCUUGGCAACCAAAAUCGUGACUUUUUCACCUGUAGCUCGGGUGAUUAUUUGGAAAAGUAUCCCGAGAUACGGAAACAACUAUUCGACAGUCUCUAUAAACAUUCGCGCGAUGAAGCGUCUACCUUUUUCGGCACAGUGUGCCAUCGGGCAAUCAAUUGCUGUGCCAGAUGGUUCCUAGAUUAUGGAUAUGAUAUCGAUAUCGAGGUGCAAGAUGAUUAUCGUUAUACACCGCUGGUGGGACUGCUUAGCUACAUGGAAGAACCGAACCUGGACGUUGUGGAGCGUCUGCUAAAGAAAGGUGCCAACGUAAAUACUAGAAAUGAUUGGGGAAGAAACGCUUUGCUUGCUAUCGUUUGUAACUUUAGAUCGGCACAAUGGUAUGGACACACGCUGACCACAAUCGACAUGUUGCUUGACUAUGGCGCAGACAUUAACAUUCAGGAUAAUGAUGGAAACACCGCACUACACUAUGCGUUUAGUGAUAUGCAUAUAGAAUUAGCAGAGUUACUAAUCGUACGAGGAGCCGAUCGAAAGAUUAAAAAUAACGCAAACAAACUACCAUAUCAAAUGGUUAGUAAAGAUUUGCAACCUUUAUACGCGUUCCUAGGGAACUAAGGAAAUUUUACUUUAAAUGUGACUGCACCAAAGAUGUUUAAAGUACAACUUUAAAUAGUACAAGACCGAAACGUAUUCUAAAAAUAAUUAAAGAAUAAAUAUAAGCCCUUUGCUUGUUGGGGUGAAGUAGCAAAGGCAGAUCGACGCGCAUUUCUGUGUUACAUUUUGUUAUGAUUUCUUCGCUACGAAUGGAGCAAAAAAAAAGCGCCUUACAACCAACUAUUCUGUGCCGUGUAAUUACAUUUAUCAGCUUGCCGGAAACAACGUGGUAGUGUGUGGAACCAAACCUCUCCCUGUCUAGGCUGCUGUUGCUCACCCUUCCCAUAGCGUGUAAGCUGCACGAUCGUUGUUCUUGCCCACUCGCUGGUGGUAUUUAUGUUUUGAGAACAUUAUCAGCAUCUCUGGCUUGUGGCCGUUAUCAGGCCACGUUUCGUCAUGCUCGUUCCGCUUUCUUCCUGUAGUUAUCUCGCUUUCU
Molecule: messenger RNA, 3580 nt
Organism: Anopheles funestus (African malaria mosquito)
Lineage: Eukaryota; Metazoa; Arthropoda; Insecta; Diptera; Culicidae
Product: putative ankyrin repeat protein RF_0381
Exons: 2
Coding region: 442-3105 (887 amino acids)
Molecular function (GO): protein binding
Source: RefSeq, a predicted model, not a curated record